Molecule: messenger RNA, 3535 nt
Organism: Lolium perenne
Lineage: Eukaryota; Viridiplantae; Streptophyta; Magnoliopsida; Poales; Poaceae
Product: disease resistance protein Pik-2
Biological process (GO): defense response to other organism
Molecular function (GO): ADP binding
Source: RefSeq, a predicted model, not a curated record
AUCGACAGCGACGCGGCGCGGUGUGUUCAGAGGGGAUCACCACCGGCGUGUCUACGAUCGGUGCUCCUCUAGCUAGCUCGCGCCGUGGCGACAUUUCGCCCAGGUAGUUUCUCCUUGGAAAUUUCAGUCGUCACUGUACCUGUAUAAUGUAGCGCGUGCGAUCGAUCGAGCGUGCAUGACUCGCUCUGCUCAUCGGCUUCUUCCGCCGCAGUCAACCAGCCAGCGGUGGACUCGAAGACUCGUUUUGCUAGGCAGCUUCGUGCACGCGGAAGGGUGUACGGCCAUGGACGGACUCGCGGUCUUGCAUUUCUGGAAGCUAGCUCGCCGUUGACUGACCGGCAUAAUCUAUCGUCUUCGUCUUAUCAGUGCCCCGGCCGUCGAUCAAGGUUAUAAGACCACCACCGGCUCUAUCUAGCAGAGCACAUCGCAAACAAGAAAAGAUAAUAGACAGAGUGAGGGAGCAGGCCUGUGAGGGAGUAGAAGAACACACACAGAGUCGGAGAGAGAUGGAGGCGACGGCGGUGAGCCUGACCAGGACGGUCCUGGACGGCGUGCUGGGCAGCGCGGGGACGGCGAUGGUGGACGAGGCGGCCCUCCUGCUGGGGGUGCGGAGGGAGGUGGACUUCAUCCGCAAUGAGCUGCAGAUGAUGCAGUCCUUCCUACGGGUUCAGUCCUCCGCCGGCGCAGCGUGCAAGGACACAGUGAAGACGUGCGUGAAGCAGGUGCGCGACCUCGCCUGCGACCUCGAGGACUGCCUCCUCGACUUCACCCUGCAAGCCUCCCGCGCUCGCUGGCUCCGGUGGGGGCCCGGCAUCGUCGCGCGCCACCGCGUCGCCGGCCGCAUCCGGGAGCUCAAGGCCAGCGUCGUGGAGCUCAACCAGCGCAACCAGCGGUACAACGUCUUCGUCGCCGACAAAGACCCGCCGGCCGCGGCGGACGAGCACGGGCACGCCGACGACGGGUACCACCAGCUCGCCUACGGCGAACAGCAUCAGGACAUUGAGCGGGCCGACGAGAUGGGCGACCUGGCCGAACUGGUCACCAACGAUGGCGCGAGGGUGGUGUCCGUGUGGGGCAUGGGCGGGAUGGGCAAGUCGUCGCUGGUGAGGAUGCUCUACAACAACAAUGACCUUAUCGACGGAUUCGACUGCCGUGCCUGGGUCACCGUCCCGCACCCGCUGGACAGCGCCGACGAGCUGGUGCAGCGGCUCAAGAAGCAGCUCGGCAUGAAGCCUGACGACGACCGUGGCGUCCCGGCGUGGCUGCAGGAGAAGAGUUGCCUAGUCGUGGUGGACGACGUGGCCACGCGCGAGGAGUGGGAGCUUAUAUCGCCGCGCCUUGUCAGCGCCAACGGCACCGGCAGCCGGAGCCGGGUCGUUGUGACGACACGGCGAGAAGAUGUUGCCCGGCGGUGCGCCGGAGACGAGUUACAACACGUCUACGAGCUCAGGCCCCUCGAAGUCGAAGGCGACGAGGCCCGGAAACUCCUCUAUCGAAAGAUUUACAAGACCACUGAUCAUACGCCGGCGAAAGAUAUGGUGGAGCAAGCCAAUCUUAUAUUAAGGCGAUGUCGGGGCCUUCCACUUGCUAUAGCCACCAUAGGUGGUCUAUUGGCUAACAGGCCCAAAACAAGUAGAGAAUGGAUGAAUCUGCGAGAGCACCUUGGGUCGGAGCUGGAGUUCGAUCGAGAUAUAAGAAGAGUUAUUACCUCAAGCUAUGAUGGAUUACCGUAUCAUCUCAAGUCUUGCUUCUUAUACCUGAGUAUCUUCCCCGAGAAUCAUGAGAUCAGGCUUACCCGCUUAUUGCGUCGGUGGAUGGCAGAAGGCUAUAUCACAAAGCCACGUGACAUGAGCAUGGAGGAAGUAGGACGGAGGUACUACAAUGAACUUAUCAGUAGAAGCAUGAUCCAGCCUUCGGAGAAGGCCAGGGCUAGCAUGGGGGUUGAACGUUGUCGUGUUCAUGGUGUGGUGCUCCAAAUAAUCUUGUCCAAGUCUAUGGAGGAGAAUCAACUUUUCAUCAUGGAUAAGCAGUGCAAUGAGGCUCCACAAAGUAAGAUACGCCACUUGGUAGUGACAAGAUGGAAGAGUAAUGAUGAGAAUAUGGCAACCAUAAACUUGUCUCAGGUGAGAUCACUCACAAUUUUUGGAAGGUGCCCUCCAUCCCUCAUCUCCUCUAAACUACGCUUGUUGAGAGUUCUUGACUUGGAAGAUACAGUUGAGCUAAAGAAUGAUGAUCUCAAGGACAUCGGGGGAUUGUAUCAUUUAAGGUAUCUUGGUUUGCGAAAAACAAAGAUUUCCAGACUUCCGUCCUCUCUGCAAAACCUUAGGUACCUAGAGACAUUGGAUGUUCAAGACACAAAGGUGACACAGCUCCCGGUUGGUAUAACCAAACUGGAGAAGCUACGUCACCUUGUUGGUGGCGUCAACUUUGCAAGAGACUUGGUGGAGAAAACAAGGACAGACAAGGUUAAAUGCAAUUGCAACGAAAACCUCUGCAAUACCAUGGCGGACUUGGUUUUCGGGUGCCAUGGUUUUAUGAGGGUUGAAUCUCCAUGUUCAUGUUGCGCAGGUGAGUUCAGUGUAACAACUCCUGAGAGAAUUGAGAAGCUAAGGAACCUACAAGUGCUAGGGGUGGUGCACAUCGCACAAGGAAGCGAAGUGGCAAGGAACUUGGGGAAGCUAACUAGCCUGCGCAGGCUAGGAGUGGAUGUAGUUCCAAAUCAGGAAGUAUGGAUGGAUCUAUGUAGAUCCAUAGCAAGUCUUGUUCGUCUCGAGCGACUUGAAGUUCGCUCCGAGUCGCUUGAAUUUCUGAAGGACACGAAGGAAUCACCACCAAAGCAUCUCACUUCACUGCGCUUGUGUGGUCGUUUAGGCAAUCUCCCUGAAUGGAUGGGUUCACUCAACGAUCUAGGCAAGGUGAAGCUACUUCGGACACAGUUGAAGCAGAAUGCCAUUGAGGUGAUUGGGAAGCUACCCAACCUUACUCUUCUCGCACUCUGGGAGGAGUCCUUUGCAGAGGGAUUUAUAUGUUUCAGCGAAGGUACAUUUCAGAAGCUCAAAUUGCUUUACAUUGAAGGCUUGGAGAACAUCAAAACUAUAAAAAUUGAGGAAGGCACGUUGCCCGUGCUUGAGAAGCUUGAAGUAAAGAAAUGCAUUAGCUUGCAUGACAAUGAGCUGGGAUUGUCCCGUGUAUUGUUCCUGAAGAACCUGAAUGAACUUGUCUUGACGAGUUGCGGUGACAAACCGCAGCUGGAGAAGGCACUUCAGAGGCAGAUUAGUGGAUUUGAACUUGCAAAGCGCCCCAAGCUUAUCACCGGCAAGUCCAUCAUAACAAGGAGUUAGCUUAUGAAAUAGUCCAAUUUGAUCGGGAAUAGAUGUUGUACACAAAGUUAUGUGAAUUUUUCAGAUCAGUUAGUUUUGUCAGGCAUUAAUAUUUUCUUUUCCUUAUCGAAAAAAUGUAGUACUAUAUUUUUGUACUGUCAGUAAUUUCUUAACAUAUUCUUACAAAGAAGUAACCAGGAGAGUUACGUUGUGAA